Molecule: messenger RNA, 676 nt
Organism: Microplitis mediator
Lineage: Eukaryota; Metazoa; Arthropoda; Insecta; Hymenoptera; Braconidae
Exons: 4
Coding region: 40-585 (181 amino acids)
Source: RefSeq, a predicted model, not a curated record
UCAAUUCUUCGAAAGUACCAAUCGAAUACUUCAAGCAAAAUGUUGGUGGCUUCAGUUAUUCUCUGCUUGAUUGUUGGAUCUCAGGCAUCGGUACCUGGACUUUGCCCAAAUGUAAAGGGAGAAGUAACAGAUUUGAAUGAAAUAUUUGGAAGAUGGUACUUACAAAAAGCGAGCCGUAAUGUUGCUGAUUUUACUUUGAUAUGUACUGAACUAUAUUGGAAUCUACCUAACGAAUAUGGUUCAUCAAAUAUUGUCUACACUAGUUAUUCAAAAUUAACCAAGGAAUACGUAAAAUCUGUGUCUGAGGCAACGCUCAAUGACAGUGGAGUCACGAUCGUGUACCAUACACCAGUUGCAGGACCUAUGUCCGUAAACCGCUAUAUAUUUACUGACAAUCGUCGACAAUAUGGAAUAGUAUGGAGCUGUGAGAACAACGGAACUAUGCAUGAUGAAUCCGCCUUUUUCUAUUCGAAAAACCCAAGACCAAAUCGGGGGGACAUGCAACGAUUCAUAAACUAUAAAUUGGCUGUUCUCGGUCUCAAUAUACCGAAACUCGUAGAUGUUAACACGGAAUACUGCUAUUAAACUUUUUUCAAAUACUAAUUCUUUGUUUUGGUUUUCUCAUAAUAUACCAGACUUUUGAAUUUUUAAAUGAAUAAAUUGUAAUGAUGACUUA